AUGGCUCCACGUAAGCAUGUUAUAUUAAAAUUACAGGAUAAGUUAGAAGUUAUAAAAUUAAUUAACAAAGGGACCAGCUACAGUACAAUUUUAAGACAAUUUGGGAUAGGUGUAUCUACCAUCAGUGAUAUUAAAAAAAAAAAGGAAAAAAUAGAGAAGUUUGUCAUUGAAACGGAAAAUGGUCCAGUGAGCGGUGAAAUGAUUUGUGAAAAAGCACGAUCUUUUCAGCACCAAUUCUCAAAAAAUAACCAUGCUUUUAAUGCGUGCAAAGGUUGGUUAGACAACUUCAAAAAGCGUCAUGGGAUAUGGCGUCUCAAAAUUUCUGUUGAAAAACUUUCGAGUGUAGAGGACUGCAUCAAACCGUUCCAAAAAGACUUUGAAGAACUUGUCAUACAAAAAAAAUUUAAAGCAGAACAAAUUUACAAUGCCGAUGAAUCUGGAUUGUUUUGGCGAUUGUUGCCUGACCAUACUUUACUUUUAUCUACAGAAAAAGCCGCUCCCGGUAGAAAGAUUAUGAAAGAAAGAGUCACUUUUAUGCCUUGCGCUAAUGCGACGGGCAGCCAUAAAGUUCGUUUACUUGUUGUAGGAAAGGCUCACAAGCCUCGUGCAUUUAAAUCGGUUGCACUUCCUGUGUACUACCGAGGGCAGAAAAAUGCGUGGGUAACAAGAGAUUUAUUUUUAGAUUGGUUCAACAAUGAAUUUGUUCCUAGUGUUCGUCGUCAUCUUUCUUCAAUCAAUUUUCCUAUGGAAGCUGUAUUACUAUUGGAUAACUGCCCAGGUCACCCAUCUGCAGAUGAACUUAUAAGUGAAGAUGGCAAAAUUUUUGCGAUGUUUCUUCCACCAAAUACAACUGCUAUGAUUCAACCAAUGGAUCAGAAUGUUAUCCAAAUUAUAAAAUUGAAUUACCGAAAAACUUUACUUACGAAUAUUUUGGCGGAUGAAGAAAACGGAGUUGACUUGGUAGCAGCUUUGAAAAAAAUCAAUCUUAAAGAUGAUGAAAUUCAACAGUGGGCAUCUGGGGGCUGCGAUGAAGAGAUACAGCAACAGGAAAUUUUAACUGAUGAUGAAAUCAUACAUGCGGUAACCAAAGAAGACAUUGAGAAGGAAGAAGAUGAUGAAUUUUUGCCCCCUUCAAAAAUAUCUGCUUCAGAUGCCACUAAAGCGUUAAAUACGGUCAUACAGUGGGCUGAACAAAACGAUGAAAGCUGCUAA
This is a messenger RNA of Daktulosphaira vitifoliae (grape phylloxera), 1212 nucleotides long. RefSeq names its product jerky protein homolog-like. Bases 1 to 1212 code for a protein of 403 amino acids. The transcript is spliced from 3 exons. Gene Ontology annotation, cellular component: nucleus. NCBI's taxonomy places the organism in Eukaryota, Metazoa, Arthropoda, Insecta, Hemiptera, Phylloxeridae. The record is from RefSeq and is a predicted model, not a curated record. Gene Ontology annotation, molecular function: DNA binding.